CCAGGUUGCCGCCAUGUUGUCCCUCAGCCGAGCCGGGAUCCUCUCAACAGUUCUAGAGGCCAUCUUGUAUGGCUUCUCCGUUCUUAUGUACAUAUUUACCAUGUGGAUUAUGCUGCAGAAUCGGAAGCGGAGACGCCUGAACAAGAGCAUGUUGAUUGCCUCCUGCGCAAUUUUCCUGCUGUCAACAGCAGAAAUGGCCGUCAAUAUCGAGCGACUGCAACAAGGCUUCUUGACCAUUGGACCCAACUUACCUGGCGGGCCAGAACAGUAUUUUGCAAACUUCGCACAGCGCACAUUCCUUAUAAAAAGCGUGUUAUUCAACUGCCAAACACUCAUUCUUGACUUUGCUGUGAUCUACCGCGCUUACACCGUAUGGCAAAAUGUCUACAUUAUUAUCUUGCCCGCACUUGGCUGGUGUGGUCUGUUCGCCGCCUCCUUCGGUACGAACUUCGUCCUAGGCACGGCUUCGGCAAAUGGGGCAAUCUUCAACCAAGAGGUUGGGGUCUGGAUUACCGCCAACUACUCUAUGACCCUUGCCACGAACGUGAUAGCAACAAGCUUGCUCGCGUACCGCAUCUGGAUGGUGAAGAGGGAGACCAGCCGCUUCUUGGUUUCGCAUGCCCUGUCGCCACUCCUGCGAGUCGUCAUCGAGUCCGGAGCCAUCUAUUCGCUGACCGUCACCGCGGCACUCAUCACCUUCGUCACGAAGUCUAACGGCGUGUACGUUAUGCUCGACAUGAUUUCACCCAUUAUCUCCAUCGUCUUCAAUAUGAUUAUCGUCCGCGUCGGGCUCGCGCGUGAGCAGGGGCUGUCAGCGCAGUCCGGCGAGCAGAGUGGCAGCCACCGUGUCCCUGGUAGCUCGUUUGGCUUCCGGCCGUCACGCCCGCAGUACGGCCAAACAUCACUUGCGGUCGAAAUAACGCAAUUUAUCGAGACAGACGGAGAUGUCACAGAGGACACGCUACCCAUUGAGCUCAAAGCAAAGCAGGAUUCGUAUGUGGCGGAGGACGUCAAGGGUUGAGAUAUACUCGGGCAUACUUUCUUGGCUUAUCGAAUGAGGGUAUAUACUGGCGCUUGUCUCAAAUCCCCGAAGGAAGUCAAGGACUAGCGGGACAAUGUCAUUAUUAUACGGAUAUGGGGUACUAGUGUUCAUCAGAGAUACGAUACUAAGCAUACGCACGGAAGUCUUCCUGGACGUACUGUGCGAUACAAGUAGUAGACGGUGUACCAGAAAAUAUCCAUCGGAACUUAUGUUUGUACAGCAUUUGAACAUUAACUCAGCGUAACUCUAGAUAUGCGG
Phanerochaete carnosa HHB-10118-sp is the source of this 1300-nucleotide messenger RNA. RefSeq lists its product as uncharacterized. NCBI's taxonomy places the organism in Eukaryota, Fungi, Basidiomycota, Agaricomycetes, Polyporales, Phanerochaetaceae. The record is from RefSeq and is a predicted model, not a curated record. The transcript has 7 exons. The coding region runs from base 194 to 1021 and encodes 275 amino acids.